This is a messenger RNA of Paramecium sonneborni, 1189 nucleotides long. The record is from the annotation of a GenBank genome assembly. NCBI's taxonomy places the organism in Eukaryota, Ciliophora, Oligohymenophorea, Peniculida, Parameciidae.
AUGCGAAAAAAUACAAGAUUAUCUACAGAUUCAGAUAGAAAAAGAAUCGCGUCGAAUCUUUCAAUAAAAUCGAUUAAUUCUACUACAAUUAAUACAACAACAGAUGCAACUCUUCCUCAUUUAGAGUCAAAUUAUUUCAUAAAAAAUAGAGUUAAGAAAGUCACUCAUUAGUUUAGAUUUAAAAGAUCAACUAUAAAAAUGUCAUAACCUAAUAAUAUGCUUGAAAUUCAAACUAUUAAAUAGUCAUCUAAAAUUUUGCUUAAUUCAGUUAUCCUUGAACUUGAUAAAUUAGCAAUAGCAUCAAAACACUAUGCAACUAAAGCUCAAGACAUUCUUAACCUUUCCAUAGAUUUAAUGAAUAUAUUAGGAUCUGAUUACGAUAAAAUAGAAAUCUAUCUGAUAGUUCUUUAAAAUAAAUGUAAGACACAGUGUUUUUCUUUAGGAUUGCUAUUUACUUUUCUUUUAGCAAUAAUUCAAGAAACUUAUGGACACACAAAAGCAGCAUUAUAAUAAUAUAAACACAUGAAUGAUACAGCAAACAAACAUCAAUUAUUCUAAUGUAAAAUGAUGGUGUAUUAUAGAAUUGGAUUGCUAUAAAAUAGAUUGAAAUAAUUUGAAAAAUUGUUAAUAAUAGGCAAGAAAUUAUUAAAGUUAAGUUGGUACUAUUCAGAUCAAGAGUAUGAAUUGAAAGCAUACUAUCUUUUUUCAAAAGGGUAUAAUGGGAUUUAAGAUAUGGAAAUGUCUGUAAUAUUUAUGAAUAGAUAUCUUGAUGGAAUAGUAUAAUAGAAUGACCAUAUAAAAAAUAUAGGUAUAUAAUAAAUUGCAUUGUAUCACAGAAAAACCUAAGAAUAUAGACACUAGAGUCCUUCAUUAGAUGAUUUUAAUCUGGAAAUGUAUAGAUAAAAGAUAGAAAGGAAUUACAUCAAAAUGUAAAUGAUUGGGGGAAAGUUGGCAUUCAAAUUGUAAUCCUCUGAAUGUGAAAUCUGUGCUCAUUAUGGAAAGAAUUUUGAAAAAAUCUAAACUGAAAAUGAACAUCCAUACAAAAAGAAUUUGAUUGUGCAUACUGAUAGUAGGAAUAGAGAUUUAAUUGGAUAUUUUGAUUCAGAUUAAAUCUAAUAAAUGUACAUUCCAUCAAAAACUCUGCCCAUCUUAAAAUAAUUAUUAUUAAAUUUCAUUUCAUAUAUAUGAA